AUGAACCCAACUCAGGAUCUUCGCAAAGUGACAAGAUGGCUCCAAUGUCCUAUAGUCUAUAUCCACGUAGGCUCCUCAUCCCAAGAAUUCGCCGUCCAUAAAGAUCUCAUAUGUUACACCUCCCCCUUCUUCCGGGCCGCUUUCACAUCUGGAUUUCAGGAGACAAACACAGGGACCAUGAAACUUCCCGAAACAGAUACGGAAAUCUUUGAUUUAUUCAUGGGCUGGUUGUAUACCCGGGAACUCAUGGCGGAGAGUACUUUAGGUAUUGAAGAUCCCAUCGAAAGAAGUGGAAAGAAUAAGUGCAGUGAAGAAGACCCACCAGAAAGGAACGAGACAUUUAAGAGAAAAAUCCAAGCACUUAUGAACGCUCUAGAAAACGAAACAUGGAAAAGCGAGGCCGAGACACUUUUCGAAGAUACUGUCGGAAAAAGAUUCCUCGAUAAUCUCGCUGCCCAAGUUAACAAGGAAGUGAACAAUAAAAUUUACACUUCCAUGAGCAAAACACUAGGACUCUAUAUUUUCGCGGAUAUGGCUCAGAUACCUGCUCUAAAGAAUUGCUGUAUCAAAAAGUAUGAUGAGCUCCGUAGGGGUAUCAAAAAUCAACAUGAUGGCCAUGAUCAUGAUCAUGAUGAUUUCGGCAUGACUCUCGGAUCAAUCUCAAACAUGUGGAAAAAUACGAGGGAUUCGGAUUUAAUGAGGAUGUAUCUACUUGAUUCGGUAUCGUGGAGAUCGGAACCGAGUAUUCAGGAGGAAGUCAUUAGGAAGAGGGAUCGUGGUAGUCAGGUGGAUGAUUUGGAGAGAUAUUUUGAAAAGGUCGAUGAAGAUUCUUAG
Botrytis porri is the source of this 834-nucleotide messenger RNA. RefSeq lists its product as uncharacterized. NCBI's taxonomy places the organism in Eukaryota, Fungi, Ascomycota, Leotiomycetes, Helotiales, Sclerotiniaceae. Bases 1 to 834 code for a protein of 277 amino acids. Gene Ontology annotation, molecular function: protein binding. The record is from RefSeq and is a predicted model, not a curated record. The transcript has 3 exons.